CUUUUCCAAUAUUUAAAAGGAUGUCCAACAAAACGAGAUAUAUUAUCUUUCUUUGUGUGUUUUUUAUGUGAGUGUAUAUAUCUAUAUGAAUAAAAAGGAUAAUUUAUUCUAUUUUUGGAUUUAGUCAACUUCAUGCGAUGUUAUUUCAUUCCUUGCAUACUGCCCCGAGCCAUUUUCGUCCUAACACAGACCCCAUUUGUAUUUCCGCAGAAAGUUAUUAUUACUUAUUUUAAUUCAGUCAUCCACACGCUUUUAGGUCAGCUGACGUUUAAAAAAAAAUAGGAAACACCAAAAGUGGCUUUUCCUUAGAGCUUGCGGCUUUAUAGCAGAGCGCCUUGAUUGGGGCCAGCAUUGUGGAUUAGUUUGUUGAGGGUGAUGCUAUGGUUCCCCUCUCGAUCUGGAUGGUUAGCAGACAUUUUUAUUGUCCAUUACUUGAUUUUAUCGCAUCGCAUUGGUAGAAUUUCGUAUUGUAGUGUUGAAACUCACAACCCUUCCAUCCUCCUUUUCAAUUACACCACAUUGCUUAUAGAGAAAGAGAUGAGGGAUGACAGCUUUUUUUGAAGUCUAUUCCUUAAUUCGGUUUCCUAAUUUAUCCUUCGUUGUAGAAACUUCAAAAGUGUUUAUUGUUAUUAUCAUAAAUACUAUUCUUGUGAAAAUCCCAAUAAUACCGAAACGAAGUGAAUUCCAAGGAAUCCUAAAGGAGUUGACCGUAUGA
Phytomonas sp. Hart1 is the source of this 715-nucleotide messenger RNA. NCBI's taxonomy places the organism in Eukaryota, Euglenozoa, Kinetoplastea, Trypanosomatida, Trypanosomatidae. The record is from the annotation of a GenBank genome assembly.